Molecule: messenger RNA, 606 nt
Organism: Kazachstania africana CBS 2517
Lineage: Eukaryota; Fungi; Ascomycota; Saccharomycetes; Saccharomycetales; Saccharomycetaceae
Gene: TVP23
Product: Tvp23p
Exons: 1
Coding region: 1-606 (201 amino acids)
Biological process (GO): protein secretion; vesicle-mediated transport
Cellular component (GO): Golgi membrane
Source: RefSeq, a predicted model, not a curated record
AUGGACCACGUUAAGAAUUUUUACAAUACUAUACUUAAGUCCUCACAUCCGUUGCUUCUUACCCUACAUUUGUCAGGUAAAGUAGUACCUAUAGUUUUCUAUUUAUUAGGGUCUAUAUUUACAGGUUUCACAGCACAAUUUAUCAGCGUAGUGUUACUAUUAGCAUUCGAUUUUUAUUUUAGUAAAAAUGUAAGCGGUAGGAAAUUGGUGCAAUUACGAUGGUGGUAUGAUUCCUCUAUUUCAAGGACUUCAACUUUAAAAUUUGAAUCCCAUAAAGAAUACACAGAUGGUCCACCAAUCAAUCCAAUCGAUUCUAAGUUGUUUUGGUGGUCCAUGUAUUUAACUCCUGCCAUUUGGGUUGUCUUCGGAAUAAUGUGUCUUUUGAGAUUGAAGAUUUUCUAUUUAUUACUAGUGUGUGUGGCCAUUUGCUUAACGGGCUGGAACACAUAUGGUUACCGUUGCUGUGAUAAAUGGGAACCUGGGAGCAAUGGGAAUGAGCAAAACAACACUUGGUUCCAAUUACCAAGUAUUCCAGGAUUAGACAAUCUACAAAGAAUUGCAAGAGUACAGAAUUUCUUCAACUCAGCAACCGGUGGAAAUGCAUAA